CCCUGCGUGCGCGUGACUGGAAUUUCAGUUCGCUGCCAGGAAGAAAAGGGGAUAGCACUUGCAGCUGGUUACAUAGAUCGAUCUCGAUCGUGAUGACACUUACGAGGGAGGAGGCGCACGAGAGCAAGGAGAUGGAGAGCCUGCGGGUGCACGCCGACGCGCUGCUCUCGCUGGCAUCGCCCGCCGCGUCGUCCACGGCGACGGCGGGCAGCAAGCCGGUGACGGCGGCGACGACGACCGUGGCGGGCAGGAGGGCGCUGGCGGCGGAGGGCGUGUUCGAGUGCAAGACGUGCAGCAAGCGGUUCACGUCGUUCCAGGCGCUGGGCGGGCACCGCACCAGCCACACGCGGCUGCAGGCGCGGAUGCUACUGCACGAUCAGACCGCGGACCAAGGCGCCGCCGAGAGGGACAGGGCGCGGGUGCACGAGUGCGCCGUCUGCGGGCUCGAGUUCUCCAUGGGCCAGGCGCUCGGCGGCCACAUGCGCCGGCACAGGGGCGAGGCGCCCCCGGGGCCGUCGACGUCGUCGGCUGCCGUGCACGGCGACGCCAGCUCCGGCGGGACGCAGCAGCAGGAGGUCAUGCCGGACCUGAACUACCCGCCGAUGGACGACUGCGGCGGCGAUGGGCAAGAAACGUCGGCCGAUCGCAGCUCCGGGCAUCAGCUGCUUGAUCUGCUUGUGUAGCCUUCACAGAGAACAUAACAACAUAUACUUGUAUAGAUAGGAUGUGCAUAUACAAUACAUACAUGAUGAUUCCGUGUUAUACUACAUGGAUGGCUUGAUUUAUUUGUUUAAUUAUUAAGACAUGGAUGGAGUUUAAUUAGAUUACUAAUAACUAGCUACAUGAUGAUUGAGUAAUUUUCAGAG
Triticum dicoccoides is the source of this 866-nucleotide messenger RNA. Its product is annotated as zinc finger protein ZAT11-like. The record is from RefSeq and is a predicted model, not a curated record. Bases 93 to 683 code for a protein of 196 amino acids. The transcript has a single exon. NCBI's taxonomy places the organism in Eukaryota, Viridiplantae, Streptophyta, Magnoliopsida, Poales, Poaceae.